Messenger RNA from Vidua chalybeata, 6701 nucleotides. RefSeq names its product nuclear mitotic apparatus protein 1 (gene NUMA1). The record is from RefSeq and is a predicted model, not a curated record. Bases 1112 to 6205 code for a protein of 1697 amino acids. Gene Ontology annotation, cellular component: centrosome; spindle microtubule; spindle pole. Gene Ontology annotation, biological process: establishment of mitotic spindle orientation. Lineage: Eukaryota; Metazoa; Chordata; Aves; Passeriformes; Viduidae. The transcript is spliced from 26 exons. Gene Ontology annotation, molecular function: microtubule binding.
GGGCCCUGGCCACUUCGGUCUGGUAGAGCAUCGUCAGUACGGCUGGAACCCCGGCAACGCCGAAAACGGACACGAUCCCCAGCCACGGUCGCGGUACGGGGAAAGCUGAGGUCACCCGCGGGGCGGGCCCCGCUGGUUCCCUCGGCGGGGGUUCAGGGCCGCAGAGCGAGGCUGUGCUAGAGGCGGGCUAGGCGCGGAACCCUCGGGCGGGCGGGGCACGUGUGUGGCACAGCCUCCGUCUCGGCCAAGCUCAGCGGCGUCCCCGUCCCUAAGGACGGGGCGGUCGCGGCCGGAGCGCUGUGGCUCGGGCGUGCGGUUCUUCGUUUCUCGGGGCUUGGCAAAGUCGGAACCUAAGCCAGCGGCAUUCGGCGACCGCGUUCCUCGCGAGUUCCUCUGCUGCCCCCAGCGCCGGUUUGAAAGAACCUUCUCCUUGUGCCCUUCCUGUGCCGAGCUCGGGGCAGCCCAUCCUGCGUUCCUGAGCCUCCUCAGGCAGCCCAGGCACUGCGGAGAUGACUUCCCAGAGUCUGUGGAACAGCAGCGAGGGGUGAGCGUCCCUUCCUCGCCCGACUCCUCCCUGGUCUAGCUGGUGACCCGUAGGGUCCGGUUCCCGUUGAAUCCGUGGCCGCGGGGUGUGUGCGUAUCGGGGGUAGUUUUUCAGGGGUCAGCUGGGAUGUGAGUCCAGUCAGGUUAGAGGGAGACCAUCGGGGGCCAUUUUCUGCCGAGCCCCCGGCUUUCCUGAGCUGCUCUGGGGCCGGGAGCGGGUCUGUGCCGGCCACACUGGCACAGCUUUCCGUCACUUGGACUGGGCAGGGCGACGGCAGUGAGCGCGUCGGACGCUUCCCCUCCCCAUGGCGAGGCGCCGGAGGCUUCUGUGCCGUGCGCCUUUAACGAGCGCGGCCCCGGCGCGGUGACGUGCGGUGGCGCAGGGCCAGGAAGGGGAACGGCCGCCUGCCAGCCCCGCCGAAGAGAAGCUCAACAACUUUUCUUUUGUGCGUGGCCGCUGGCUCCCUGGCCCUUCCUGGCCUGCCAGCGCUCAUGGCGGAUUAACCCCAGCGCGCCGACGACGGCCGCGCGGCCCCGGUCUGGACAGGGACCUGAUAGGCUGGCCACAAUGUCUCUUCACGGUGCAAGAGUUGCUGCUCUCCUUGCUUGGGUGAACAGCACAAAGGUUUGUCCUGAUCCCCUCAAUGAUCUGUCCCAGCUCCAGGACUGUAGUGUCUUCAUCAGAAUUAUCCACAAAAUGCACAGGAGCAAGGAAGGGGAGUCUGUGCUGGAGCAGCCGCUGUCAGAGAGGAUCUCCUUCAUCCAUGGUUUCCUGCAGAAGCACUGCCGGCACAAAUUGGCUUCAGAAAACCUUGUCUCUGCACAGAAACUCCUGGAUGGAGAGGAGCUGGCGCUGGCCAAGGUGGCCGUGCUGCUCCUGUAUCACACCUCCAUGAGUUCCAAGAACUCUGGGGACUGGAAUGAAUUUGACUACAAGACGCAGGUUGAACUGGCAUCAAUCGUCAAAUUUGUGCUGGAUAACGAGGAGUGCCUGAAUGAGAAUCUGGAGCCAUUUCUGCAGAGGAAAGUAGAGCUGUCCUCAUCCAGUGUGUCCAGCAGCAGCUCUGAGGAACAUGCCCCAUUGUUCUCUCUCCCGCACAAGCAAGAGGUGCGUUUCCUGGAGCUGCAGAGGAUCGCCUCCUUCCCCAGCACCAACCUGCCCAGCACUCUGUCUUCGCCCAUGGGGGACAUCAUGCAGACCCCCCAGUUUCAGCUGCGGCGGCUGAAGGAGCAGCUGGCUUUUGAGAGAAAGAAACAGGAAGAGCUGGAGGUGGAGGUGGCAGAGAAUCACAAGCUCAUCAUGGAGAAGGAUGCUCAGAUCACCACGAUGCAGCAGCAGAUUGAUCGCUUGGUAAAGCUCAAUGAGAAGCAAGCUGAAGACCGGCUAGAGCCCAAAGAAAUGGAGGAGCUGAGGGAGAAGAAUGAGAGCCUUGUGGGGCGCCUGCAUGAGGCCUUCAGGCAGUGCCAGGAUCUGAAGACUGAAAAGGCCCAGAUGGACCGAAAAAUCAACCAGCUCUCUGAGGAGAAUGGGGAUCUUUCCUUCAAGCUGCGGGAAAUCGCCAGCAAUAUGGUCCAGCUACAACGAGCCCUGAACGAGCUCUCAGAGGAGCACAACACUGCCAUGGCACAGUCGCAGGAAAAGCAGCGACAGCUGGAGAAGGAGCUGCAUGCAGCCCUGCAGGACAAGAAAUGCUCAGAAGAGAAAAUUGAGAUUCUACAGGGAAAGAUUUCUAUGCUGGAGGACCAAUUGGCCAAGCUGGACGAGUACAGCACCCAGGAGAAGGGAGAAGUCAUGGGGGACAUUUUGAAGCUGGAGGAGCUGAAGCAGGAAGUGUCCAGCCUUACAGCCAAAGGACUGCAGCUGGAGAAGGAGAAGCAGCAGCUGGACAGCCUUGUCACCAGCCUCCAGAGCUCCCUCUCCGAGAGCCACCGGGCCCAAGAGAAACUGAAGCGAGACCUGCAGGCACAGGCUGCUGAGGGCCAGGCUGAGCAGCUGGCUGCCCUCAGUGUCCAGCAUGAGCAGACCCUGCGGGAAAGGGACUCUGCCCUGCAGCAGCUCCAGCAGGCCAAUGCAUCCCUGAGCAGCCAGCUACAGGCUGUGGAUGAGGAGAAGGCUGCACUGAGCUGCAAGGUCAGUGAACUGGAAGCCCAGAUCCUGGAGCUGGGUGCCCAACGGCAGCAGGGAGUGGCAGCAGAGGCACUGAAAGCCCAGCUGCAGGAGCUGGAGGGCAGGCUAAAGGAAAGCCAGCAGAGGCUGGCUGAGAGGGAGAAGCUGGCCCGGGAGAACAGCCGCCUGCAGGAGCAGCUGCUCUUCCUGGAGGAAUCCCUGCGGAACACUGAGGGUAUACUGGAGGAUGAGAAGAGACGGGCAGCUGAGUGCCUGGAGGGCAACCUCGCCAGGAUCGCUGAGCUGGAGGCAGAGCGACAGCAGCUGGUUCAGGGCCGGGAGCCAGCUCUGCCAGAGCGGGAUGAGGAGCUGGCCACAUGCCAGGUGAUAGAGGAGAGCCAGGAGCAGCCUGUGGGAUCCUCUCCUGCUGCCCAAGGGGAGGACAAAGAGUGCAGGCGGCUGAAGCAGGAAAUACAGGCGCUGAGCCGGGAGCACAGCCGGACCUGUCAGCAGCUGCAGGCUGAGCAGGAGAAGGUGGCUGUGCUGGAGGCCCAGGCAGAGCAGCUGGCUGGCCUCCAGGCUGACUUGUCCAGCACUCAGUCAUGGGCAAAGGAGAAGGAGAACGAGGAGCAGAAGCUGAGGGCCAAGAUUUCAUCCCUGCAGGAGAAGAUGGCUGUGGCAGAGCAAACAGCAGCCCAGCGUGUGGCCAAACUGGAGGCAGAUGCCCAGAGAGCUGCUGAGGCACUGGAGGGAGUCUCCCAGCAGUUGUCCCAGGAGAAGCUCAAAUCCAAGGAGUUGGAAGGCACCAUGGAUCAACUGCGGAUUGCAGAGAAGGAGCUGGUGUCCCUCCGCUCUGCUGUGCAGGAGAAGGAGAGCUGGAAGGAACAAGUGUCCCAGUGUGUCCAGGAGAUGGAGAGGAAGAACAGCCUGAUCAGCAGCCUGGAGCAUGAGGUCUCCAUCCUCCAUCAUCAGGUGACAGAGAAGGAAGGGGAGAGCAAGGAGUUGAAACGCCUGAUCCUGGCUGAGUCAGAGAAGAGCAAGAAGCUGGAGGAGAGGCUGCGGGUGCUGCAGACAGAGAUGGCCACUGCAGCCUCCCGUGCAGCUGAGAGGUGCUCAUUGAUGAAGGUGGAGGUGCAACGGUGCCAGGAAGAGAUGGAGAAGCAGCGGAUGACCAUUGAGGCCCUGAAGAGGGACCGCCAUUGCCAGAGCGAGCGGGAAGAUGAGCUGCGGCAGGAGGCAAAGGCCUGCCAGGACAAGUGCCUACAGAAGGAGCAGCUCCUGGCUGCUUUGCAGCAGGAGUUUGACAGUGCUCGGGCUGAGCAUGCCUCCCUGGAAAGCCAGCACCACCAGGAUCUGGAGCAGAGAGCAAAAGCUGUGUCCAUGCUGCAAGCUGAGCUAGCACAGGCCAAGCUGGAGGUGGCUGAGGUGCCGUCACUGCGGGAGCAGUUGGCAGAAAAGGACCGGGCCAUUCAGCGGCUGCAGGCUGAUGCAGCAGAAGCAGGGGUACAGCUGGCAGAGCUGCAACAGGCCAAUGCUCAGCUGGCCAAGGAGAAUCAAGGACUCAGCGAGAGCCACAGCCAAGGGCAGCAGCAGCUUGAGGCAGAACUGGGCCAGGCCAGGGAGCGGCACAUGCAGGAGCUGGAGCAGCUGCGGGCAACAUCUGAGAAGCUGGUGACCAGCAGCAGGCAGGAGGCUAAGGAGGCAGUACAGAAGCUGGAGGACCUGAGUAAGGAGUAUGAGAGCAGCAAGGUGGCAGCCUUGGAAGAGAGGAAGAAACUCCUGGAAGAGAAGCAGAGACUGACAACUCAGGUGGAGCAGUUGGAGAUAAUCCAGAAGGACCAAACUAAACAGGUGGAGGAGCUGAAUAAAAAACUGACUCAGCAUGAGAAGGCCACCUGGGCCCAGCAGCAGAGAGUUAAACAAGUCUUUCCCUGCCCACAGGCACUCGAAGGGGAACUGCAGGCAGCGGUCACGAGCCAUCAGGAGAAGGUGGCAGAGCUGCAGGUGCAGCUCACCCAGAAGGAGCAGGCAGCUGAGCACUACAAAGGGCAGAUGGAGAAGGCAAAAAGUCAUUAUGAUGCUAAGAAGCAGCAGAACCAGGAGCUAUCAGAGAAGCUGAAGGCCAUGGAGCACCUGCAGAAAGAGAACACAGAGCUUCACAGCAAAUCAGAGAGGCUGGCCAAGGAGCUACAGCAGAGCAUCCUGCAGGCCAAGGAGUCUGAGAUGAGCUGCAAGAAUCUUACCAGCCAGAUCCACAGUCUGGAAGCUCAGGUGCAGGAACUCAGCAAGUUCCAGGUGAUGACUGCCACAGUAAAGGGACAGGAGACUUCCUGCCAGAGUGUGGCUGACCAGAGCACUGACAGCCUCGAUGAGGCACAACUGCUCAACUCCACCAGGAAGGCUACCAGCUCUCAGUUGGAAGUCUCAGUGUUGCCAUCAGAGAGUGAAGAGUCACUGCUGUCUCAGCGGCUGCCCCAGAGGAAGUCAUCCCUGGAGAGUCUCUACUUUACUCCCAUCCUCUCUGAGACGCCAUCGCAGCUUGAGAACAGCACCAACUUCCUGGGUGACUUCUCGCUCGACUCUGGGUGCAAGACCCGCUCCGCCCGGCGCCGCACUACCAUCAACAUCACCAUGACAGAUAAACAGGCAGAGUCUGACGAACUGGUCUGCAUCAAGAACAUCCCAUUGGCUCAGUCCACAAAAACGUCUUCCCCUGCUAAGGGCCGUCUCUGCUCAGGUGCCUCCACUCGUUCCCUCACCAGCUUCCCCUCCCAGGAAACUCUUGCAAAGCUGGAAGCCUCUUCCCCAGAGAAGACCCCUGGCAAUUCAGCACUGUUGGGCCUCCCUGGGUACCGGCCAAUCACCCGUAGCUCCCUGCGCUUGCAGCGGACCAGCAGCUCCAGCCUCGGCCAGAACACCAUGAAGCUGGGCACAUGCCAGGAUGAGCCAGAGCAGCUGGAUGACUGGAACCGCAUUGCAGAGCUGCAGCGGCGGAACCAGGCCCGCCCCCCCCACCUGAAGACCAGCUACCCCCUAGAGAGCAUGCCCUCCACUUCCUUGGGAACCAUCACAGAUGAGGAUGUGAAGAUGGGGGACCCAGAAGAGACGCUGCGACGUGGCAGCAUGCAGCCCUCCCAGAUCAUCGCCACCAGUAGCCAGUGCAGCACCCAGGCCAGCAGCAUCAUUACCCGGCAGCAGAGGAAGCGCCUCUUGGAGGAGACCCACCAGGGCCCUGACACCCCCCCGUCCAAGAAGCCAACCAGCUGCUUCCCACGGCCACAGACCACCCAGGACCGCAGUGAGCAGAGUGGUUCCCAGGUCAGUCAACACAGCGAGCAGCCUGCCCCAGCCACACAAGCUCAGAGACGCCAGUCAAUGGCAUUCAGCAUCCUCAACACCCCCAGGGAGCUGGGGAGGCGCCUGCUGCGCCGGGCGGUCACCCAGAGGCGCACUCCCACACCCUCCAGCGGCACCCGCCGUUCAUCCCGCAUCGCCACCGCCAAGUCCCCAAAGGGCAAGGCCAGUCGCCAGUCACGCAAGGACAAGCAAUCCUGAGGUUUACCCAGUCCCUGCAUUGCUGGCUCUGCCCUGGCCCCCCACCUGCACUACCCUCACCUCUUCCUGUCCCCCCAGGGCUCAGGAGCACUGAGGGUGAACAGGUGAGGCCACCCACACAACUGCCUUGCAUAUCCCACUGACAACUGUGGGCGUGCUCUGGGCAUGGCAAGGCCCCCUUGCCCUUCCUGUACCCACUGUCACCCUAAACCCUUCUGGGACCCAAGGCAAGGGGAUGCACAGAGGUUGAGGGCUAGAAACACACAGGGGUGCAGGGGCUGGCACCAGGCUGCAGCUGGAGGGGCUGAGCUCUCCCCAGGGAUAUCCUGCAGCCCCAGUUACAGGGACAGAGGUGAAACUUAGCAUCCCUAGGGCCACUACCCUUGCUCCCUGUGUGUGGGACCCCCCCCACCUGCCCUGUCCUGCUCCUCCCAGGGAAGCUGAAGCAGCAUUUUGAAAUGUUUCUACUUGUAAAUAAAGUGUAUUUUUCACCUGA